Copidosoma floridanum is the source of this 1911-nucleotide messenger RNA. RefSeq names its product arylsulfatase B. The record is from RefSeq and is a predicted model, not a curated record. Lineage: Eukaryota; Metazoa; Arthropoda; Insecta; Hymenoptera; Encyrtidae. Gene Ontology annotation, molecular function: sulfuric ester hydrolase activity.
UCAGAUGUUACGGUCGACUUCGUUCAUAAGUAUGUAGAUUUUACAUGACGCGUCGAAAGUAAAUGUAUCAGUGAUAAUUGUGAUAGUUAAAAAAAGUGGAGUUGUGGUGAAAUUACGUAUUUUUCAUUGUAGCGUGAUAAAAUAUAAAAAUGCGAGUGCCAUUUUUUAUUUUGACUUCUUUUGUCAUCGCCGUUCUUUUGGGCAUUGGCAGUUACAUCAUUUUUAUGAAUAACAAAACAGAUAAAUCGAAAAAACCGCACAUCGUUUUUAUAGUUGCUGAUGAUAUGGGCUGGAACGACGUCAGUUUCCACGGAUCAAAUCAGAUUCCAACACUCAACAUCGAUGCCUUGGCAUACCAUGGGGUUAUAUUAAACAGAUACUACGCAUUGCCCACCUGCACCCCAUCAAGGACUUCGUUAUUAACGAGCCGUUACGCUAUAAGAGAUGGAAUGCAGGGUUGGCCAAUAGCACCCGGUGAACCACGUGGUGUACCGCUCAACUUGACCCUCAUGCCGGAGUAUUUCCGCAAUCUUGGUUACUCGACGCAUCUCGUUGGUAAAUGGCAUCUCGGAUACGUGACUAAAGAUUACCUGCCAACGAGUCGUGGAUUCGAUACGUUUUUUGGUUACUACAACGGGCUGAUUACUUACUUUGGUCAUUGGGUUAAAACGGCACGUAAUGUCGUAGAGUCAGUCACUGGUUACGAUCUGCAUCGUGAAGAUUCAGAAGGUGAACGAGUCCCCAGUGAGGAAAAUAAGUAUUUUACGGAUCUUAUCACCGACGAAGCUGAAACCAUCAUCAAGAGAAAUGGUAACGAUAAGCCGCUUUUCCUCCAAAUCUCGCACUUGGCUGUACAUGCCAGUGAAGCUGAAGAUCCCUUGGAAGUGCGGAAUUCAACGGAAGUCAAUACAACGUUUUCCUACAUCACAGACACGAAUCGUCGAAAGUACGCUGGCAUGAUGAAGGCAAUGGACGAAUCUGUGGGACGAGUGAUGACUGCCCUUAGCAAAGAAAAUAUGCUGGACAAUAGUAUUAUCGUUUUCAUAAGCGACAAUGGAGCUCCAACAAUAGACUUUUACGAAAAUUCGGGCUCGAAUUACCCCCUCCGCGGAAUAAAAAACACGCUCUUUGAGGGUGGCGUUCGAGUCGCGGCAUGUAUCUUUUCUCCUCUGAUCGAGGCGUGGGGAAGAGUGACGAACGAACGGAUGCACAUAGUCGAUUGGCUGCCAACUUUGUACGCGGCAGCUGGUGGCAAUGUAUCUGACUUGAAGACUCCCGUUGACGGGCAAAAUUUGUGGACGAUGAUCGCCAAGGGUACGGAGUCGCGGCGGAAAUCGAUACUCCUAAACAUCGAUCCCAACAGCAAUGGCGAAGCCGCCAUCAUUGGCAGGCAUAAGUUGAUAAAAGAUACCAAGGAGGUGGGCAAAGGCUACUACGGUGAUGCUGGCAACGACAUAACCUAUCCGGUGUACAAUGCCGGCGAAGCCCUGCGCUCGCCGGCCGGCUUGGCCAUUAAAAAGUUGUCCAGUUUCGCCGGACUAAAUCCAGAAAAAGCCCAAGUGUUGCGCGAAAGAGCUACGGUUCGAUGCUCGAGACCUCGGACUCAGUUGGACUGCUCGACGUUGUGCCUCUUCGACAUUGAGGACGACCCCUGUGAGACCACCGACCUGUCUCCUCGGCAGCCCGAAAUUGUCAAACAGUUGGAGGAAUUUAUUGAUGAAUACAAGAAGGUGAUGUCACCUCAGAUGAACGCGGAGAUAGAUCCAUGUUCGGAUCCAAAGUUUUUCAAUGGCGUUUGCAUGCCUUGGAGAGUAAACUUUACUGUACCUCCUCUGAUCGUUGCAUCUGGCAAAUGUCAACAUCCUGCGAACGAAUCAGUUCUUUUGCAGGUAUAGUUUUUUUUUUUUUUUU